AACUCCUGCCCUUACUCAGUGAAACUUUUUAAAGAGUUUUCGAUCCUCUUUGCGAAGCUAAAGUACCGCACAGUCGAAGCUAGAGCAGCUGUAACAUCUGCUGUUCACCCUCCCCGAACCCCGUUUUGUGAUAAAGCUGUGCGUUUUUUUAAUCGGUAAAGUUUUGUUUUCUUUGCUUUCGUAUUUUAUUGGACACGACUUAAGUGUUGCUGAUAGUUUGUUUGUUUUUUUGUUUGAAGUCGCCGAAUAAAUGAAUACGCUCAGGGACUCGGCGAUUGAACGUUUUCACUUGCGAUAAAUUAUCAUUUUUACAGAUUUUCUGUUAAGGACAGCGCACGAGAAGCAAACAUCUGGAUUUCGGCAAGGAAGUAGCUGCUGUUUUUGUACAGUUUGAGCCUUUGAAGUAUUUCCUAAAAGCGGGGUACUGGAUGGAUAUGGCUUGGAUCACAUGGAACCUUUUACUUUCCAUAGGUUUUUUCGUUUCACCAGCGUUCACGGCCAGGGAGCAAAGUGGAUUUAGGAGAUAUUACGUGUUGCAGCCGGGACCAAGCGGUACGGAUAGGGUGCACGUGAGUUCGAUUUCAUCCCGCAGUGGGUCCGUGGGACAGCCUCACUCGUAUAAUGUGGAACUCAGGACCAGCUACGGUGGCCAAGUUCGGAAUCGUAGGAUGGGGACGCAAGCGAACCCAAGCUUGCCGCUUCGCCAGGAUACGCAGAUCACACAGCAACAGAAGCAACCGAUUCGGCACACAAGUCAUCAAAUCAAAAUUUCGGGGGUGAACGUCUGCGGGGGGCAGUGCUGUCAGGGAUGGAGCAAAGCUCCGGGAUCCCAGAGGUGCACGAAACCUAACUGUCUGCCCCAGUGCCUGAAUGGCGGCAUGUGCCUGAAGCCCCAGCACUGCGUCUGCAAGCCGGGCUCCAACGGCAAGGUGUGCGAGCACAAGACCACCAGCACGCCCUCGCUCAACCCCCCCGCCACGGGCAAGGGCCAGCCCAGCGGGACCCCCCAGCGGCCCAUCCCCCAGCAGGCCCCCUCCCCGCCGCAGUACCACCCCCCGGCCCCCCCCGCCGGCGGCGGCGUCCCGCAGAUGACCCUGACCGUCAAACAGCAGCCGCACCUCGUCCGGCCCCAGCUCGUACCCCAGCAUGUCCGUUCCCCUCUCUCCAUGACUGUGCACCGAAGCAGCAGCCAGCAGUUCGUCAUGAAGCCCAAGUACUACCACACCCACACCCAGGUGCACAGCUCCGGCACGCCCAUCAACAGGCCCAUCCCCCUCUCUGUGGGCCACGCCCCCUUCCAAGUGGGGAACCACACGGGGCGCAUCAAGGUGGUCUUCACCCCCACCAUCUGCAAGGUCACCUGCAACGGCAGGAAGUGCCAGAACAGCUGCGAGAAGGGCAACACCACCACCAUCAUCAGCGAGAAUGGCCUCGCCACCGACACCCUCACGGCCCCCAACUUCAGAGUGGCAAUCAUUGGAUGCACAAUGCUGGAAUCUCUGUUGCGGCUCUCCUCCGAUGCCGACUUUGCCAACUUUAUGACGCCGGCCAAUCGCGAGGCGGCUCUCGCUCCCAUGCGUGGCAGGGGCCCCCCGGAGCUCCGCGCGUUAAUGGAUGCGCUCCUGGGCUCCUCCUCCUCCUCCUCCUCCUGGAUGAUUGAUGAGCCACUUGCUCUGCCCCGCAAGCCGCAUGCGAAGUAG
Molecule: messenger RNA, 1700 nt
Organism: Anguilla rostrata (American eel)
Lineage: Eukaryota; Metazoa; Chordata; Actinopteri; Anguilliformes; Anguillidae
Product: latent-transforming growth factor beta-binding protein 1-like
Exons: 7
Coding region: 429-1700 (423 amino acids)
Source: RefSeq, a predicted model, not a curated record